Oryctolagus cuniculus (rabbit) is the source of this 7439-nucleotide messenger RNA. It is a transcript of the gene PCDH1, whose product is annotated as protocadherin 1. NCBI's taxonomy places the organism in Eukaryota, Metazoa, Chordata, Mammalia, Lagomorpha, Leporidae. Gene Ontology annotation, molecular function: calcium ion binding. The record is from RefSeq and is a predicted model, not a curated record. Gene Ontology annotation, cellular component: plasma membrane. Gene Ontology annotation, biological process: homophilic cell-cell adhesion.
GCCGCUGCCGCCGCUGCCGCCGCCUCACACACUCGGGGAGCGGGAGCGCGGCGCGGACGCCAAGCCGCCGGGCUGCUGCGCCGGGAGCCAGCCCGAGCCGGAGCCCGAACCGCAGCGCCAGCCCCAGCCGUGCCGAGCCGUAGCCCGGGCCGGGGCCGGCGGCCGCUCAUGGACAGCGGGGCCGGCGGCCGGUGCUGCCCCGAGGCGGCCCUCCUGAUACCAGAGCCUGUGAGGAUGCGGCCCCUGAGGCCCAGCCCGGGCCCUGGGGGGCGUCGGUUGCUGCUGCCCCCCUUGCUGCUGGCACUGCUGCUCCUGCUGGCUCCGUGCCCAGGCCACGCCACUCGGGUGGUCUACAAGGUACCAGAGGAACAGCCGCCCAACACCCUCAUCGGGAGCCUCGCAGCUGACUACGGCUUUCCAGACGUGGGUCACCUGUACAAGCUGGAGGUGGGUGCCCCCUACCUCCGAGUCGACGGCAAGACGGGGGACAUUUUCACCACCGAGACCUCCAUCGACCGUGAGGGCCUCCGGGAGUGCCAGAACCAGCUCCCCGGGGAGCCCUGCAUCCUGGAGUUCGAGGUGUCCAUCACGGACCUGGUGCAGAACGGCAGCCCCCGGCUGUUGGAGGGCCAGAUCGAAGUCCAGGACAUCAACGACAACACACCCAACUUCGCCUCGCCGGUCAUCACGCUGGCCAUCCCCGAGAACACCAACAUCGGCUCGCUCUUCCCCAUCCCGCUGGCUUCAGACCGUGACGCCGGCCCCAAUGGUGUGGCCUCCUACGAGCUGCAGGCCGGGCCGGAGGCCCAGGAGCUCUUUGGGCUGCAGGUGGCGGAGGACCAGGAGGAGAAGCAGCCACAGCUCAUCGUGAUGGGCAACCUGGACCGCGAGCGCUGGGACUCCUAUGACCUCACCAUCAAGGUGCAGGACGGCGGCAGCCCUCCCCGCGCCAGCAGCGCCCUGCUGCGGGUCACCGUGCUCGAUACCAACGACAACGCCCCCAAGUUUGAGCGGCCCACCUACGAGGCUGAGCUGUCUGAGAACAGCCCCAUAGGCCACUCGGUCAUCCAGGUAAAGGCCAAUGACUCGGACCAGGGUGCCAACGCCGAGAUCGACUACACAUUCCACCAGGCACCCGAGGUCGUGAGGCGCCUCCUGCGACUGGACAGGAACACUGGCCUCAUCACCGUCCAGGGCCCUGUGGACCGCGAGGACCUGAGCACCCUGCGCUUCUCGGUGCUUGCCAAGGACCGAGGUGCCAACCCCAAGAGCGCCCGAGCACAGGUGGUGGUGACUGUCAAGGACAUGAACGACAAUGCUCCCACCAUCGAGAUCCGGGGCAUAGGGCUGGUGACCCAUCAAGAUGGGAUGGCCAACAUCUCGGAGGACGUGGCAGAAGAGACAGCCGUGGCCCUGGUGCAGGUGUCGGACCGAGACGAGGGGGAGAAUGCGGCUGUCACCUGUGUGGUUGCUGGUGACGUGCCCUUCCAGCUACGGCAGGCCAGCGAGACGGGCAGUGACAGCAAGAAGAAGUACUUCCUGCAGACCACCACCCCGCUGGACUACGAGAAGGUCAAAGACUACACUGUCGAGAUAGUGGCCGUGGACUCCGGCAACCCACCCCUCUCGAGCACCAACUCCCUCAAGGUGCAGGUGGUGGACGUCAAUGACAAUGCACCCGUCUUCACCCAGAGCGUCACCGAAGUCGCCUUCCCGGAAAACAACAAGCCCGGCGAAGUGGUGGCCGAGGUCACGGCCAGUGACGCCGACUCGGGCUCUAACGCGGAGCUGGUCUAUUCUCUGGAACCAGAGCCGGCUGCCAAGGGCCUCUUCACCAUCUCGCCUGACAACGGAGAGAUCCGGGUGAAGACUUCGCUUGACCGGGAACAGCGGGACAGCUACGAGUUGAAGGUGGUGGCAGCCGACCGGGGCAGCCCCAGCCUGCAGGGCACGGCCACUGUCCUCGUGAACGUGCUAGAUUGCAACGACAAUGACCCCAAGUUUAUGCUGAGUGGCUACAACUUCUCAGUGAUGGAGAACAUGCCGGCGCUGAGCCCGGUGGGCAUGGUGACUGUCAUUGACGGGGACAAGGGGGAAAACGCCCGGGUGCAGCUCUCCGUGGAGCAGGACAAUGGGGACUUUGUGAUCCAGAACGGCACGGGCACCAUCCUCUCCAGCCUGAGCUUCGACCGGGAGCAGCAGAGCACCUACACCUUCCAGCUGAAGGCCGUGGACGGCGGCGUGCCGCCCCGCUCAGCCUACGUGGGUGUCACCAUCAAUGUGCUGGACGAGAACGACAACGCGCCCUUCAUCACCGCCCCCUCCAACACCUCGCAUCGGCUGCUCACUCCGCAGACGCGCCUUGGGGAGACGGUCAGCCAGGUGACAGCUGAGGACAUUGACUCCGGUGUCAAUGCCGAGCUGACCUACAGCAUCGCCGGGGGCAACCCUUAUGGGCUCUUCCAGAUCGGGUCCCAUUCGGGUGCCAUCACCCUGGAGAAGGAGAUCGAGCGACGCCACCACGGGCUGCACCGCCUGGUGGUGAAGGUCAGUGACCGCGGCAAACCCCCGCGCUAUGGCACAGCCCUGGUCCACCUUUACGUCAACGAGACCUUGGCCAACCGCACGCUGCUGGAGACCUUACUGGGCCACAGUCUGGACACGCCGCUGGAUAUCGACAUCGCUGGGGACCCGGAAUACGAGCGCUCCAAGCAGCGGGGCAACAUCCUCUUCGGUGUGGUGGCCGGGGUCGUGGCCGUGGCCUUGCUCAUUGCCCUGGCGGUGCUUGUGCGCUACUGCCGGCAGCGGGAGGCCAAGAGCGGCUACCAGGCUGGAAAGAAGGAGACCAAGGACCUGUAUGCCCCCAAGCCCAGCGGCAAAGCCUCCAAGGGCAACAAAAGCAAAGGCAAGAAGAGCAAGUCCCCGAAGCCUGUGAAGCCAGUGGAGGAUGAAGAUGAGACCGGGCUGCAGAAGUCCCUCAAGUUCAACCUGAUGAGCGACGCCCCUGGGGACAGCCCCCGCAUCCACCUGCCCCUCAACUACCCGCCAGGCAGCCCCGACCUGGGCCGCCACUACCGCUCCAAUUCUCCUCUGCCUUCCAUCCAGCUGCAGCCCCAGUCACCCUCGGCCUCCAAGAAGCACCAGGUGGUACAGGACCUGCCGCCUGCAAACACGUUUGUGGGCACCGGGGACACCACGUCCACGGGCUCCGAGCAGUACUCCGACUACAGCUACCGCACCAACCCCCCCAAAUACCCCAGCAAGCAGUUACCUCACCGCCGAGUCACCUUCUCAGCCACCAGCCAGGCCCAGGAGCUGCAGGACCCGUCUCAGCACAGUUACUACGACAGUGGCCUGGAGGAGUCGGAGACGCCGUCCAGCAAGUCAUCCUCAGGGCCCCGCCUCGGCCCCCUGGCCCUGCCUGAGGACCACUACGAGCGCACCACCCCCGACGGCAGCAUAGGGGAGAUGGAGCACCCCGAGAACGACCUCCGUCCUUUGCCUGAUGUUGCCAUGACGGGCACGUGUACCCGGGAGUGCAGUGAGUUUGGCCAUUCCGACACGUGCUGGAUGCCCGGCCAGUCGUCUCCUAGCCGCCGGACCAAGAGCAGCGCCCUCAAACUCUCCACCUUCGUGCCUUACCAGGACCGAGGGGGGCAGGAGCCUGCGGGCGCCGGCAGCCCCAGCCCCCCGGAAGACCGGAACACCAAAACGGCCCCCGUGCGCCUGCUGCCCUCCUACAGUGCCUUCUCCCACAGUAGCCAUGAUUCCUGCAAGGACUCGGCCGCCUUGGAGGAAAUCCCCCUGACCCAAACCUCGGACUUCCCGCCCGCAGCCACGCCGGCGUCCGCCCCGACGGCCAAGCGCGAGAUCUACCUGUGAGCCCCCCACCCACCCCACCCCGCCCUGCCCCAGGCCACAGGGCAGCCCCCGGCCAGGCCCCUUCCACACCCUCCAGCGUGGACUUCACAGCCAGGGCCCUGAGUCGGGGGGCCAGUCCUGGCCUCGUGACCAUGUUGGCCCUUCCCCUACACAGGGUCCAGGUCCUCUCCCCUACUCCCACCCCCCAACUCCCCGGAGCCCCUUCUUCUCUCCUGUGGGGCUCCCCCAGCUCAUGCCCAGCAGGGCUCCUCUGCAGUGACGGCUCCCUCCCCUCGUCCUGGGAGCACCCCCUCACUUUGGGCAGAUGGCAAGUCAAGGGCGGGCGGCACACUUGUAACUCACUUCCCGCAUGGCCGACCAGGGCGGGGACAGCAGGCCCUGUGGUUUAGCCCUGAGGCAGGGCUGAGCUGGGGAGCCCCUCUCCCUGAGGACUCCCAGAGAAACACUCUGGACUGCCAGGGGCUCCCUGAAGGGCUUUUGUUACCAAAGGUGGGGUGGGGGCUGGGGAGGGGUGAGGCACGGGCCUUGGUGCCCAGUGCUGUCCCUGGGCUGGCCCGCCUGCCCACCGGCGCCCUGGCUGGGCCCCCUGGGCCCCCUUCCCCUGCUGGUCAUGCAGUGUCUGUAUAUAAGGACCUUGGAAUGAUGUCCCCAUUUCUGCCUGAUUUGCAACUUUUCUCGUUGAUGUUGUGUUGUCUUGGGGGACCCCUCUGGGGGGGACCUGCCCUGUGCCCCUUCCUCCCUGCUGCAGUGCCCCCCACCCCAGGCCUCGAUUGUUCCAUGUUGUAAAUACCCCUGGGGCCGUGGUGGGAUGGGGGGCGCAGGCCGGGGAAACAACGGGUGGGUGGGGGCGGGGACAGGGGUAACAUUCGCCUAUCAGCAGAGCUGGGCUUUUAUUUAAUUUUUUUUAAAGAAAUACAAAUCUAUAUUUUUUUGGAACUGUUGCGCUGUGCCCUGGGGGGGGAUCCCUGCUCAGGCUGGCCUCCCACAUCCCGAUGAGCGUCAGAGGGGCCCUGAGGCUGUGGGGGGCAGCUGGACAGGGGUGGGAUGACUGUGCCUCGGGCCUGGUUGGGUGAGUUGGGAGCAGGAAGGUUUGCUCAGGGGGUGGCCGGCUGCUGUCCCCAGUAUGGGGGCCUGCACCCUCCCCCUCCCUGCCCCAGCCCCCAGCCCCUGCCAUGACUGACCCGUCAGCCUGUAAAACCACCAUUGCCUUGACCUCAGGGGGUGGGAAGGGCUGCCUCAGGGCGCCCCACAUUCCAGGCCCCCUUCUUCCAGCUGGGCUUCCCUUUGCCAGGGUCAGGGAUCCCGUGGGGGAGGGGGUGGAGAAAUUGGGGGGCAGAGAAGCCCAGUCAGCCAUGAUGAGGUGCGGCCUUUGCUUCACCUCAGGGGGCCAGGGUGUGAGGGGUGUCCUACAGAGCCCCCGUCUCAAAGCCUCAGCCCUUCUUCCUUCCAGAGACCCCCACUGCCUUGGCCCAUACCUCUCCAGUCCCCAGGGGCCCGGGCUGGGAGGCUGGAGACUCAGGGUAUGGUCCUCGCUUGACUUCGGCUAAGCUUGGGGUGGGGGUGGGGUAGCCCAAGUGUGGGAGGGGUGGGUACAGGCUGCUGGGUCAUCCAGUGCCUUUGGGAGCUGUGCUGCUGGGGACUUGACUCCUGUAACCCCAGAGACACCAACCCCACCCCAGAAAAGCCAGGGGGCUGAAGAAUAACCCUGUUCUUUGCCCCUUACCCCUAAGUUGACUUGGGGUAGCAGUUUCGCUAGGAAGGAGAGUGUUGUUGGUCUGGCAGCCCCUGCAGACACAGCCCUUCCGUGGAGGGCAGGAGGUGCGGUGUGCUGGGGUGGCAGCAGCCAGGUCUUGGGGUUGGCCAAAGGCUCCUUUCCCUGGGGGAGGCCCAGGAAGUGGGCUGGGGGCUUGUUUGGGAGACAGCCCCUUCCCCCUGCACAAACGGGGCAGGUGCAAUAGUGGUAGAGUGGUAGCCUGAGGUGCCCAGCUGGUGGGGCAGCGGCCUCCACGGCUGUCGUGCGUCCUGGCAGUCCUCACUGGGGCAAGAAGGGUGUAGGAGGCCCGCACGUGCUUGGUGGAGAGGGUUGUCUAGACCCUGGUGUCCGUGGACUUCUGCCAGAAGCCCCCGAUGGCCUGGGUCCUGCACCCUGGCCACGGACACCCCCAGCACCGAGAGGGAGGCCAGAGGAGCAUUUUGCACAAUGGAGAAGCCAGAAGGCAGGGAGUGGCCCAGCCUCCUUGGGGAGGGCUCUGGAGCAAGCCCUUCUUCCCACCGGCAGAGGCAGGGCCCCUCCGGCCUCCUGGUUGGGGUUGGGUGCUCAGUCUCUCACCACCUGGGCACUCAAGAGGUGAAACCAAAGGUGGGCAGGGGAGGGGUGACAGCCCUGGGUCCUGGGUCCCUGCUGGCUCCUGGGUCUGCGAAGCCCUCCCUGUUGCCUGAGUCGCGUGCAGUUUUAUGUACCGAUAGGCGACAUUUGGCCAGAGGAGACCCCCUCAAGCCCAGCCUGACCUAGUCAGUGUCUUCCUCCAGGGGACCUGUGGGUCCCCAGCCCCCUACUUCAGGGCACGUCUCCUGGUAGGGGGAGGGCAUCUGGGGACAUUUCUCUUCUAGGGUCCCUAAAGCAUGUGUCGGGGAGGUCUCUGGGUAUCCCUCACCUCUGGGGCUCCCAUUGUAGGAGCCUCUGGGGAACUUGUACUCCCGCUGGGGACCACGGGAGCUCUCCCCUCCCUACUCAGGCUCUCUGGGGAGCCUGUUUCCUCCCAUGGUCCUUGGGAGCACUUAAGGCAAGUUGGCCCCCGGGGGCCCUGCCCCUUCCUGGGAAGGGGUGUUCUGGCCCUCCCCCUGUCCCUCCUGUGGGGGUGCCCCUGCCCCGCAGCACUUGGGGGUGAGGCUGGGCAUUUCUGAGUUGUCUUUUUCUCCUAGGGGCUCUGGGGUCCCCUCUCUCUCUCACCCGCCCCCCCACCCCCAGGGCCGGGCCUCUGGAGCCAUUUCUGCCCUGGGGGGGCGGGAGGGAUGGUCUCCGGGUAUGGGGAGCGCUGGUGUGGCCGUGAGAAAGUCUCUUAGGCGGCGUCUCCGUGCGGGACUUCUCUGGGAGGGGGGGACUGUGUCUCGCCCGUGGGUUUCCGGGGCGGGUGUGUGUGCCCGUGGGGAAGGGAGACUGCGUCUCCUAGGGGUGUUGGAGUGGGGAGGGGGGCCGUGUCUCUCUCGUUGGGGGUCGGGGAGGGGGGUUGGGGGCGCGUCGGGUGCCCUCGUGGGGUUGUGUUUCUCGGUUCGUGCCACUUCCCAACGCCUCGCUCCUCCCGGGAAGGGCCCCCGCCCCACCCCCACUCCACCCCGUCCCCGGCGCUGCGAGCACAAUCCCGUUGAUUUGUAAUGAUUUCUGUCUCUUUCCGUCUUUCUCUUUCUCCGACCGCCCUCCCCUCCCCCCCGCCGCGAGCAUGCGCAGGCACCGCCCCUCCCCCUCCGGUUCGGUUCGUUUCCGGUUUGUUUGCUGAGCUGUCAAUGAAAGACCCGUGUAAUUAUCCCCCGAGCUUUACAAUAAAAGUGUGAAAACCGGA